AUGAUUUUAAUAUUGCAUUGGUAUUUUAUCUUUACCCUUAUUCCAUUAGUUCUAUGUAAUCAUACUAUAACUACUAAUCAAAUUAUCAAUACAUUAACACGAGCUUUAAAGUUUUUUUCAUUACAUACAGAUCAAGUUAAUUUAGAUGCAGGCAUUGGUACAAGAAUUGUUGCUGAUCAAUUACGACCUUAUAUAAUAUAUAAACAAGGAAAAUUGGUAAAAAAACUUGUUGAUUUAAGUGAAUAUGUUACUUGGCAAAUUAGUCAAUCUGUUCGUAAACGACAAUCAAAUUAUUAUAAACAAUUAUCAUUUCUUCUUAUGCCAGGUACUUUUUCAAAUAUUGUACCAUUUCAAUUUCAUAGAAAUAAAUAUAAAAUUAAUAUUGAAACAAAAUGUUCUUCAUCAAUAUUUUUUGAAAAACUUUCUGAUCAAUGUCUUCAUACAUUAGGAUAUGGUAAAUGUAAUGAAACAGAAUCAUGUAUGAUAUUAAUGAAUGAUCCAUAUGCAUGUCGUUAUUCACUUACACAUCAAAUACUCUAUUCAAUAAUUGCUAAAAAAUCUUUAUGUUAUUACCAAUAUCGAUUAUCAUCAUUAGAUGAAUAUCAAAUGAUUUCAAGAAUGUUUAAUGAAAGUCAAACUAUUGCUAGAAAAAAUUUUCUUGAAAUUGAUCGUGAUUUAUUUAUGGAACAAAUUGCAUUAGGUGGUCUAGUUGGAUGGAAUGAAUUUUUUCAAGAUAUUAAUUGGUUUAAUAAAAUAAUUAGUUGGCAACAUCCAAUUGAAGGUUGUUAUGGUAAUGAUACUAUUCGUAUAAUAAAUAAACGUGAAGAAAUGCAAAUGUUACAUCAUUGUCUUAGUCAUCGAACAAGUGUAGCAAUAGCAGCACUUUCACAAAUUCUUCGAUAUCUGUUGUCUAGAGACAUCUAA
Molecule: messenger RNA, 924 nt
Organism: Rotaria sordida
Lineage: Eukaryota; Metazoa; Rotifera; Eurotatoria; Philodinida; Philodinidae
Source: the annotation of a GenBank genome assembly